Messenger RNA from Penicillium roqueforti, 597 nucleotides. RefSeq lists its product as uncharacterized. The coding region runs from base 1 to 597 and encodes 198 amino acids. Lineage: Eukaryota; Fungi; Ascomycota; Eurotiomycetes; Eurotiales; Aspergillaceae. The transcript is spliced from 2 exons. The record is from RefSeq and is a predicted model, not a curated record.
AUGACCAAGGGCUAUAUACAACAUCGCACGAUGGCAUAUGUGCAAAUGGACUUCAACUGGCUCGAUAUUAUUUCUGGGGACAACGGGAGCAUAGACCCAAGGACCCUCAAAGUCCAUCAGGUAGUUACAGCCCACCAGGACGAAACAUUUCGGUCCGAAAAACAGCCAUCUCCCCAGCCAUCUCCCCAGUCAUCGCCCCGGUCCUCCUCCUCCCUGGACCUACGAGCUCUAGGUCCGUUGAAGCUGGAACAUGACCCUCCAAUCCCGAGACUAAUCAGCAAGUCAUCUCUCCGUCGGCUGCACAAUUGUCUCAACCAACAGGGCCAAAGGCGAAGAUUCAUCGAGUUCCGCGUCGAAGAAGAGGACGCGGUAUCACUAGUCAGGACUCCGACUGACCUGGAGUACGAAGAUUCCUUCCUCCCGUUCUGUGGAGCCUUAACGCCACCGUACGGGAGAUCCUCCGAAGACACCUGUCAUUCUUCAUCACCGUCGUCUUCUCAGCCUGAGCCUCAGUGGUUGGCUCUUGUGAUUGCGCGAGUUGUAUCAAGCAAGGCCCGCAAAUCAUGUCGGGCCUUGAAGAAGAAGUUUUCUCGGUGA